Molecule: messenger RNA, 1422 nt
Organism: Drosophila obscura
Lineage: Eukaryota; Metazoa; Arthropoda; Insecta; Diptera; Drosophilidae
Product: peptidyl-prolyl cis-trans isomerase FKBP8
Molecular function (GO): protein binding; peptidyl-prolyl cis-trans isomerase activity
Source: RefSeq, a predicted model, not a curated record
AAGUUGUAAAUUUUUUUUCGUUUUGCUGUAAUGUGAAUUUUUCUAAUUUAUUUUCGAAUAUUUUAUUUGAUAACACGAAAAAAAGAAGAGAUCGUAGAUAUACACUAGCGAUAAACAUGGACACGGAAAAAUCUAGCAGCAGCUCCUUCGAGGAUCUGACCAAUGCCGAAGAUACGAAGGAUAUACGUAAGGCCACAGCCGAGGCAGCCUCUGAAGAAACAUCAGCAACAACGACUCUCGUGGGCGGUGAGGGAGAGGAGGCCGAGAGUGAAAGUGAAUGUGAUAUAUUGGGCAACAAGCAGCUGAUAAAGCGCAUCAUCAAGAAGGCACCGGAAGAGGCUAAAAGUCCCAGUCGCGGUGAACUGGUAACCAUAAAUUUCACCGGCAAACUGGAUGGCAAAGUGGUGGAGGAGGAACAGAACUUUCAGUGUCAUGUUGGCGACUACGAGGUGGUACAGGGCUUGGAUAUGGUACUGCCCAUGCUGAAAGUUGGCGAAGUCGCCGAAGUGCUAGUGGAUCCCCGAUUUGGCUAUGGGACACUUGGGCUAAAAAAAGACAACGACGGGGACUACAUCGUCCCACCUAAUGCGCACCUUACCUAUGAAAUAGAGCUGCUGGAUAGCAAAUACGAAGAGUUUGCCGAUCUGAAGACCUUUGAAGUGAUCCGCAAAUAUGGCACCCGCAAGAAAGAGCGUGCCAACUACUUUUUCAAGCGGUUGGAAUACAAUACUGCCAUUCACCUGUACAGACGCGCUCUCGACUAUUUGGACACACGUGAUGGGGAUCCGGAAUCUGAAUUCGACAAAGAAGAUUUGCAGCUAUCCAACAGUGAAACGCAGACCAUUCUGGAUGAUCGCUUGAUUGUCUACAACAAUCUGGCCAUGACUCAGAUCAAAAUUUCCGCUUUCGACGCAGCCCUUAAGUCUGUGGAGAACGUCUUGCGCUGUCAGCCGAAUAACCCAAAAGCCUUGUAUCGCAAGGGCAGAAUACUGGAAGGAAAGAACGACACGCAGGGUGCGAUUAAGUUGUUCCAGAAGGUGGCUACUCUCGAGCCUGAAAAUCGUGGAGUUCAACAAGAUCUGGCCAGGCUUUUCAUCAGGGCGCGUCGCGAUCAACACAACGAAAAAGAAAUGUAUCAGAAGAUGUUGGGCCAGGCCAAGAAAAUGGAACAAAAGACUGCUGCCCGACAAAAGCAACCCCUUGUGGAGAACUCCAAGCUGAAACUCUUGGGCUAUCUAAUGGGUUCCAUAUUGAUUGGCGUCGCUGGCGUUGCCAUUUAUCGUUACAAGUACUAAGGACAAGAAGUGCACUCGACGUGAGAUUGACUGUGUACUUUGGGCAAUUGAAAUGCAUUUUUAAAAUUAUACACAACAGUCAAAAUUAUGAACGUUAAAAUGCCGUAAUUGCUUACUUAAAAAGAAA